Molecule: messenger RNA, 586 nt
Organism: Oryzias latipes (Japanese medaka)
Lineage: Eukaryota; Metazoa; Chordata; Actinopteri; Beloniformes; Adrianichthyidae
Product: essential MCU regulator, mitochondrial
Biological process (GO): calcium import into the mitochondrion; mitochondrial calcium ion homeostasis
Cellular component (GO): uniplex complex
Source: RefSeq, a predicted model, not a curated record
UGGUUGUGGGCGUGGUUUCUGUACGGCGUCCUUCCGCACAAAACGUCCCCCUGCAACUGGAAAAAUGGCGAACCUUCUCCGACUGCCGCUCCGACUCGCUUCUACGAGCGUUAGGGGAACAACAGCUCGUCACCCCGUCUCGAAAGCGUCAGCCAUAUCCAGGGCGGGUCAAAGUAGAACCGUUGUGUCUACAUCGUCUGGAGGAAUUCUCCCAAAACCAGACAAAACACCCUUUGGUUUAAUCCGCAUGACGGCCGUGGUGGUGCCUUUUCUUUAUGUGGGAACUCUGAUCAGCAAGAACUUUGCCGCUCUCUUGGAAGAGCACGACAUCUUUGUCCCUGAAGAUGACGACGACGACGACUGAAUUAAGCUUGUCGUAUAACAAGAGUUUGGACUGAAAGAAAACCAGCCAGCACAAAGAAUAUGGAGUAUUGAUGACUUCCAAGUACAUCCUCUACCUCCAACCUACUUAUUUCCUUCAAAGUCCAACCUAGAUCUUGUCAUGAAUAAAUGUGAGGAUGUGAAAGAUACCUGCUACACCUUCACUCCUGUUGUGCCAUCUAAAUAAACAGUUAUAUGUGGAAAA